Adineta steineri is the source of this 1209-nucleotide messenger RNA. The record is from the annotation of a GenBank genome assembly. Lineage: Eukaryota; Metazoa; Rotifera; Eurotatoria; Adinetida; Adinetidae.
AUGUGUGAUUCAAUUCUUUUGCCAAAAAUUAUUGCUAAUCUAGAAUGGUCAGAUGCUCGCGAACUUUUACAAACAAAAUAUGGUCUAGUAAUUGAUGAAACUGACAAGUUAUUUUGUGCUAAAUACAUACAUGGGAGUCAUUUAUGGACACGUGGUACAGAAGAACAAAAAACUAUACUAGCACAAAAUCGUGGUGCAGUCUAUGAGAAAAUGCCACCUUAUCGAUUGGUUUGUUUACCGUUUCAUAAAUUCUGGAAUUAUAAUGAACCAAAUGCUACUACUACGAAUGAUAAUUGGACAUCCUACACUGCAAAAAUGGAUGGUUCAUUUUUUAAAGUAUAUUUUUUUCAAAAUGAAUGGUAUGUAAGUAGUAAUAGUCGUAUUGAUAUUAAACAAUUACGAAAGAAAUAUACUGAUUGUGGUAAAACAAAUGAACAACUAUGGCAAGAAGCAGCGUUAGAAGCUGGAUUUGAUUAUUCAAAAUUAAAUCAAAGAUAUGCAUAUUUUUUCGAACGUGUUCAUCCAGAUUAUAGAAUUGUAAUACAAUAUGAAAAACCAAUGUUGUAUCAUUUGGGUACUCGCGAUAUGUCGACACUGGAAGAAAUAGAAACUGACAUUGGGAUACCUAAACCACGUUCAUUUCAGUUUUCACAACUAAAUCAAUGUGUAGAGUACGUAAAUCAAAUGAGUUUUAUGGAAGGAGAAGGUAUUGUGGCAUGUGACACGCGGAAUUAUCAUCGUAUUAAAAUUAAAAGUCCUUCAUAUUUAAUUGUUCAUUAUGGAACUGUUGGAGUAGAAAAUGAAAAUAAAACAGGACAAUUUUGUUUAAGUAUUUGGUUACAAGGUGAACAACAAGAAUAUUUAAAUUAUUUUCCAAAGUUUAUACAAGAAUACAAUGAAAUUGAAAGACGUAUUGAAGAAUCAAUAAUUCCACAGUUAAUUAAUGAAUUUACAAAAUUAUAUAGCAGUGAAACCAAGACUUUUUUUGAUAAUUUAAAUAAGGAAUAUCCAUCAUCAGGAAAGCCAAAUCAAGAUAGAAAAAGAUUAAUAUUCACUAAACUAUUUCAACUAAAUCAAGGUAUCAACUGGAAUCAGUUAGACAACGAACAUAAAUGUACAGCUGUACGAAAUAUUUUAAGACAGCGAAAUAUAGAUAAUACAAGAAAAUUUAUAUUUGAAAAAUAUCUUCAUUUGUUAAUUACGAUAUAA